GUUUUAUUUGGGUCGCAGAUUUUUAGUAAUUUCCCGAAACGACAAGCAUUGUUUUGAGAAGGUUUGUUUUGGGACGGUGAAGUGAAUUCGUACAAUGUAAUCUUGAUAGAUUUCAAAUGUAUAGUGUGUCACAAUGAGCAGUAAUGUAGAGAAUGAUAGGUCGAUAACAGCGGGCAAGAUGUAUCCCAUUGACUUGGCACCGCAGAAAAUUACUAUCGUGAAAAGUGUAUCCAAUGCAGAAGUGAAAAUGGCGCACCUAAUCCCAGGGCAGCCCAAAACCACCGCCGCAGGUCAAUUAAUAACUCAUCCAGGGCCUGUCGGCUUGUUGCGUCCAACUGCCCAAAUCCUCUCGCCUGGCGUCUCCUCGCAGCCACAGAUGAUAGUGACGGGCUCACCCCUCUUGCAAGGCACACAGAUAGUUAGUCAAGGGUCACAGAUCAUUGGACAAAGUUCUCAAAUAAUUAGCCCUGGUGGGCAGAUAUUGAGUCCAGGAACUCAGAUUAUAAGCCAAGGGACUCAACUUACUGCAGUGUCAAGUACUAGUAAUACAGGUUCCAGUAAUGUUCAAGUUAGUGUGCCGUCAUCAGUGAGUGGCCAAGUACUUAGUGUGGGUGGAUUAGUGAGUGCAGGACCGGCUCAACUUGUGAGUGGAGCUGCCAAUCUUGUGGUCAGCUCUUCGGUGCGUACUUUACCACCAAGUGUUAGAGUACUGCCGCCCCUACCUCAUCAUAAUAAUAGACCAGCUACAGCCGUUCUAUCAACAGUCAAUGUAUCAAGUGCAGGUGGUGUACUGGUAAGCAAAGGUGUGACUAGCCACGUACCGCGAGGUCUUGCCGCCGGUGCUUCACUUGCCGUGCGUCCUGUCGCGCCAGCCGCAUCUGCCAUUAGUGGUGGCGCAUGGUCAAGUGGUCGUGGUCGUGGUGCGUUAGUAUACGGCGCGCGAACGCCUCUAACACGCGCUGCGCCCCCCCGCGCGCCGUCUGCGCCACCCGCACCCACAAGUACUCCCUCCCCAGCACCCUCACCAGCCUGCGCCGCUGGUCCCACAGCAACAAUCACAGUGACACAAGCAUCACAUUCUGCCAUGGUCACUUUGCCCACAACUACAGUACUUACUUCGACUGGUGUGAUAUCAGGCACGCUGCGUGCCGCAACGCCUGCACCUCGUCCUACCACGCCGACGCCUGCCGCCGUCACACCUCGACCGCUACCGUUGUUGCAGAGAAAUUACCAACCUAAGGUGGUAGGAGUAGCGAGCGUAGGCGUACGAGGCGUAGUCGGCAACAGUGCGCCCGCGCAGCUCUACUACGAAGUACCCCGUGCACAGCUCAAUACGCAACACCCGCAGCAUACUGUCCCGCACACGCAAGCGACGGGACAUUCGCGCCCGCUCACUCCAUUUGCGCACGCUCAACCUGCGCAAGCUAUGGAAGAGCGGUACCUCCUGACACUGACGCUUGACAAGCUUAAUAGAAGAUUGAGCAACGAAGUGAGACAAUGUCAAGAGUUUCAAACAGAAGAACCGCCACCUACGCCUCCGUCUGUUGAAGUAAAACCACCCAAACGACCCCUUCUAAGCUCUAGCUAUGUGUGUGGCUGGCGUGGCACAGCGAUGCAUUUUACCCGACCGUCAGACGUGAGACGGCGAGAGCCCCGGGCCAAAGACAUACUACAGAUCGCCAGUCAAAAACAUGUAUUAACUAGCGCAGAAGGCUGGAAAGUACAUCAUCUCACGGCUCAAAUGGAUGACCUAGUAUCGUUAGAGGCGGACGUAGGGGCCCAGUUAUCAACGCUCUUGAAGCAACUCGAGAAUCUCGGCAGCCGUGCACAAACUGCUCUCCAACCGCAUACACACACUUUAUUAGAACUGCUCAAGGGUAACAUUCAAAGAAGUAAAAUAGUUUGCGAAGGCAUUCACGAGGCUCGGGAUGACUUACUUCGCGUAUUUACGCAUAGAACCUUUGUCUCCGAUAUCCUCACUCGGCAAGCUGAUAAGCGGUGUUUUAGAAAACAUAGAUCACAAUCCUAGCAUGAGCUUAACCUUUGUAGGCCAAGCACUAGCUCUGGUGCUGGUCCAAGCAGGGGACCAAGCGCCAGUACUAGUGCUGGACCUUGCAAAGGUUCGGGCACCAGUACUAGUGCUGGCCCUAGUAAAGGACCUAGCUUAAAUAUUGUUCCAAGCACAAGUAAAGGUUCAAAUGUUAGUGCUGUGCCAAGCGCAAGUAAAGGUUCAAAUCGUGCGAUUCCAACUACAAGUAAAGGAUCAAGUCGUACAGGUCCAAGCACUAGCAAAAGCCAUAGUUUAAAUAAAAGCUGGAAAAGUUCUGGCUUAAGUAAAGCUAAAGGAAAUAGAGCGGGCAAAGGCCAUAGCAGUAAAAGUUCAAACAGUUAUGGUCCAAGUACAAGCAAAGGACUCUACAGUGCUGGUCCAAGUACAAGUAAAGGACAAAGUUCUAAAGCAAACACGAGUAAAGGCCUUGGCUCAAGUUUAGGACCAAGCACUAGUGGAUAUUCAAGAAGAGUACAAGACAAAUAAAACUUAUUUCGAUUAGGGGCGCAAUUUGACGGACAUUACAAGCUUUGUGAUUUGAGAAUGCAGUGUUGCCAGAAUAGGGAGGGGUACUAUUAAUUUCACGAUAGGUGCGACACAGUAACGGAUUAGUUACGCAACUAAUUUUUAGUUGAGCUAUAUUCGGUGAGUUGACGUCAUCAAGACUUCAGACGUAAUUUUGCUUGGCAAGAUAGAGUGCUGAUAUUGCGCAAAGCGCGUAAACUUAAUAGUUCAUUUUAUAAAAGCAAAUCACAACGACGAUGACUGUCAUUUCAACGGAACU
Molecule: messenger RNA, 2834 nt
Organism: Hyposmocoma kahamanoa
Lineage: Eukaryota; Metazoa; Arthropoda; Insecta; Lepidoptera; Cosmopterigidae
Gene: Sap130
Product: histone deacetylase complex subunit SAP130
Exons: 11
Coding region: 134-2029 (631 amino acids)
Biological process (GO): negative regulation of transcription by RNA polymerase II
Cellular component (GO): Sin3-type complex
Source: RefSeq, a predicted model, not a curated record